UUAGGCCAAGGCUGACAAGUACUGGAAUCCUCUACAAGACGGAUUUGAACCGCAGUGGCAGUUCUGUUUAGGAAAAUGCAGCUUCUGAGCAAGUUGAUGGCUAUCGCAAAACCUCACAGCCUUGCUCUACAGGAACAAAGUGAGAUCCUGAGAACAGAUGUGUCUUGGCAGCAGGAAACUAUCCCUGUCACAGAGACAUGUGACCCCGAGGCAUCUCGUCAAAAGUUCAGAAAUUUCCAGUAUUUGGAGGUAUCUGGCCCUUAUGAAGCCCUGAGCCAACUCUGGGGACUCUGUCUUCAGUGGCUGCAACCAGAGAUUCAUACCAAGGAGCAGAUUCUGGAACUAUUGGUGCUGGAACAGUUCCUAACAAUUGUCCCUGAAGAAGUCAGGACUUGGGUCAAUUUACAGCACCCAAAGAACAGCAAAGAUGUGGUUACCCUCAUUGAGGACGUGAUUGAAAUACUCAAAUAUAAAGAAACACCCUGCAAGGACUCUGUCCUCCAGAAGGGGGUCAUCAGGAAGGAGAAAAUGGAAACUGACUCACUAAGAGACGAGCUCCAGGAGCCAGUGACAUUCAAAGAUGUGGUUGUGGAAUUCAGCAAGGAAGAGUGGGAGCAGCUAGACUCUGCUGGCAAGAACCUGUACCGGGAUGUGAUGUUGGAAAACUACAGGAACCUGAAUUCAUUGCAUGAAGGUAGAGCCGAUGGCAAACCAGUUGAGAUCCCAAAGUUGCAAAGCAAGAAAAAUAGAUAGAUAAUGGAAAGAGAAAUUGGAAGAAGAACCAUUUUUGAUAACAUUUCUGGAGAAGAAUCAUUCCCUGGAAUAAUUGUGACAAAGCUUUUCAGAAGCAGACACCCUUCCUUAGCUCUCCAGAAAGAUGAAGAUUGGUUACACAGGAACCAGAACAAGCAGUAUGUAAAUUUGCCACAAGAAGCUUUCAUUCUUGAGACAAUGGACAAUGAGGGAGACUCUGAAUGUAGUGAAAAUCAGAAAAGUGUUGAUAUGAAGUCAGUUAACUCAAUUUAUGAUAUUCAACAGGGAAUUCCUGUAAGAAAUCAAUUCCCAAAGGAAGAUAAGUUUAAAACUAACUUCAAAUUUAAUCUAGACUCAGGAGAUAAACUGCAUUCAGAAUAUAAUUUAUGUGGAAAUGCCUUGAGUCCAAGUAUAGAUACAGUUCUACAGCAAAAAAGUCAUACCACAGUGAAUUUCUAUGAAUGUUAUCAAUGUGGGAAAGCCUUUAGCCGAAGUUCAUCCCUGAUCCGACAUCAGAUCAUUCACACAGGAGAGAAACCCUACAAAUGCAGUGAAUGUGGGAAGUUCUUCAACCGACGCACAAACCUUACUAAGCAUCAAAAGACUCAUACUGCAGCAAAGGCUUGCCAAGAAAGUAAAUGUGGGAAAGCCUUCAAAAACAGUGAGGACCAUAAUAGAAAUCCAAGACUGCAUUCUGGAAGUUAUCCUUAUGAAUGUAUUGACUGUGGAAAAUGCUUCAACCGCAGCUCUUCCCUUAUUCGACAUCAAAUGAUUCACACAGGAGAGAAGCCAUUCACAUGUAAGGAAUGUAAUAAAACCUUCAACAGGCAUUCAAACCUUAGUAAACAUCAGAAACUUCACACUCGAGUUGAAUCCUGAAAAGCAAGAAUUAUGGAAUUACCUUUGAUCAAACUCAUUCAGCAUCCAUGAAUUUAUGUUGGAGGGAAUCUGUGACUAUAUACUAAGUGUAAGGAAACAUUUGUCAGAUAUUAUUCUGUAAUGAUAUGACAAUAUGAUUAAUAUUGGAUAAAAGUCUGUUAUUGAAUAGAAAUUUGUUUGAGGGAACGUUUCCAGAUUUUCAAAUAAAGCCCAAGGGUUUUCAGUUAAACAUAAUAUUGCAAGUCUCUCUAUCAUUGUUUUGGUAUCUAUUCCCCUCACAUUUUUCAAGUUUAUAGAUGAGAUCUAUAGCAUACCUGCAUUCACUUGAUUUAUUGUUGAGCCAAGUAAAACUGAAUUUGAUAAUAAAACUUAAACUGUCAGUCAUUAUGAGAAGAUCACAAGAAACCAGGGGUUUAUGGGAAUAUGAGAGAAGACUUCUGAUGACUGAAAAGUCUGAAUUAUUGGCACUGAAUGCCAAUUUCUUCAUCCCUGGCAGUAUCCUUGGCUAUCCUGGUGCUGAAUGGGGACUAGAAUUGAACAGUGUUAUUAACUGCAAUGAGAGAUGGAUCUGUUGUUAUUAAUCUAUAUGUAUUCCCAAAAUCUACAUUUGUUUAAAGUGCUUUUGGGG
Messenger RNA from Oryctolagus cuniculus (rabbit), 2260 nucleotides. NCBI's taxonomy places the organism in Eukaryota, Metazoa, Chordata, Mammalia, Lagomorpha, Leporidae. The record is from RefSeq and is a predicted model, not a curated record.